ACCAGAUGAAGGUGUAUGCGAUGAAUUAUAGAACGUAUGGGUCGUGUCGCAUGUGACAAAAUAUCCACGAAUCAGGUCACAAACCUCGUGCGGACACUGACGAAGCACUGAGUGACCUGUCUUCUUGGAUAUGAUACCUGUUUAUUCAGUAACAUGAGCCACCGCAGUAUUCAUCCUGUUUAUAUUUGUCUACUCUUCUACUCGUUCGCUCUAACUCCCUCACUCACCCAAGUAUUAGACACGUGUGUUCAAGAGACGUCAUGCUCGUGCAAGAAUUCCAAGGGGACGAUCGAUCUUACCCCCCUUGCCAACACAGCCGGGUCCGCCAGAUUCCUCGACCUGUCAGACGCAAGUGGGUCCAAUUUUAAGUACUCCUGGAAUCCCUGCCAAGACUUCACUGAGGGUACUGGCUCUUGUGACAAGGUCGCGGGAUGCCAGUCAGACAGCAGCACCGCCACCUACUACAACCUCGGCGACCAGGCCUCAGCUCAGUUUGUGAACGACGCCACUUCUCUUAGCCUCCAUUACUCAGCCACAACCGACAUCACCAGAACGAUGAUCGUGACGUUGACGUGUGACGAAACCCAAGAGGACGCGCUUAGCAUCACAGGGGAGGACCCCAAUAACCCAGGGACAUACUUGAUGACGUUGACCAGCAAGUACGCUUGUCCCAAAGCAGGCCCAGGACCAACAAAGGGGCCCCCGGGGCCUGACGGGGGGAUAUCCAUCGGCAGCAUCCUUAUCAUCAUCUUCUUCGCGACUGUCGUCGUGUACAUGUCGGGAGGGGUGGCCGUGCAGACGUUUGUCCGACGAGCCUCGGGGAGGGACAUGGUCCCCAACUAUGGACUAUGGACAACACUGUUAGGACUCAUUAAAGACGGGUUCUUAUUCACCUUCUCCUGCGGAAGACGAACAGGCUAUGGCAAAGUUUAAAAGGUCAAGGCCACGCUUGCUUCGGGAUAACCUCGCAUUGAUCUAGGAGUGACGUCACGUGUACGUGUGUACGUUGUGAAAGCUGGUGUAAAAAAUAGUGUUGCCCCGGACAACCAGCCAACGGAUUGUGCUGAUGAAGGCAGUCGCCGAUAUGGCUACAUCAUUACACGGACCGUGUUCUAUUCGGAAUUGUUUUGUGAAGAGUCCAUUGACGCUUAUUGGAACCUGGAUGGGAUAUGCAUAUACACGCAUAGUUAUUGUAUUCAAAGUGUGAAUUAUCUUGUGGUUCAUCGUGAAAUAUACUACUCAAAAGAAGUUAAAGACCAUUCUAUUC
Messenger RNA from Haliotis rufescens (red abalone), 1267 nucleotides. Its product is annotated as cation-dependent mannose-6-phosphate receptor-like. The coding region runs from base 154 to 933 and encodes 259 amino acids. The record is from RefSeq and is a predicted model, not a curated record. Gene Ontology annotation, cellular component: trans-Golgi network. Lineage: Eukaryota; Metazoa; Mollusca; Gastropoda; Lepetellida; Haliotidae. The transcript has 7 exons.